AUGUUUUAUACAAAAAAGGUAGAAACGAGUGUAAAAUUAAAAACUAAAAGUAGUCUACAGUGCAAAACAAUACAACAACAAAAAUCGUUACGUGAAGUGAAUAGUAAAGUGAGAAACAACAUAAACGCAACAAUUAUCAGCACACUCGACACUAUCACUCAACAUUUGACACUCACAGAAAAUCGUACGUUACCAUUACAGAAGUGGCUGCUGGUCCUUGGUUUGCUAGCAGCGAGUGACCUGAUAGCUAGCGAAGAUCCAAGAUCAAAGAACUCGAAGUUUCAAUUUUCCCAACCACUUGGUUACAAUUCAGCGAAACCGGUUCACAAAUCGAAAAUCCCUUCGUUUCUAUUUGGAAACGAAAAAAACAGCCAAAGACGACAAUUAGGUCAUCAUCUCGGUAAAUUGAGGCAAAGUCUCUCCCAGGCGUUGCCCUUCCAACAAAAAGGAGUUCACGAGGGCGGAUUGGCUCCGCUAUUCCUCAGAGGAAAUGGAAUCAGUUCUCAUCAGGAGGAAAAUUUACCACAGCCAACCAUAAGAACCUUUCUCAGUCAUCUUGAUCAUCACGGACAUCACCACCACUCGGCUCAUCAUCAUAAACAUGGUCACCACCAUCAUUCUAAACACGAUCACAAACACAAACACCACGAUGACCAUCAUCAUCACCAUGGACAUCAUCACGAUCACAAACAUGGACAUCACCACAAAGCCGAUCACAAACACCACCAUGGACACAAACAUCAUGACCAUCAUCAUCACAAACACGACCAUCAUCAGCACCACAAGCACGGACAUCAUCACAAGCAUGGUCACCAUCACCAUGAAGAUCACAAGCAUGGUCAUCAUCACAAACACGGUCAUAAGCACGGCCAUCAUCACAAACACGGUCAUCAUGAGCACCACAAGCACGGACAUCAUCACCACUCGAAACACGAGCAUCAUGAAGAUCAUAAGCACCAUGGUGAACAUCAUCAUCACCACAAACACGCCCAUCACAAUAAACACCAUCAUCAUCACGAUCAUCACCACCACAACGAACAUCAUCACCAUCAUGCCCACAAGGAAACCGAAAGUCACCACCAUCAUCACGGUCACGAGCACAAGGAGGAACACAAACACGAGCACAAGCAAGACCACAAGCAUCAUCAUCACGAGGAACACAAACACGGACAUCAUGAAGAGCACAAACACCACCACCACCAGGAUCAUCACCAUAAACACGGACAUGAACACAAACACGGUCACCAUGAGGAGCACAAACAUGGUCAUCAUCAACAUCAUCAUCACAAACAUCAUGAAGAGCACAAACACGGUCAUCACGAGGAACACAAACACGAGCACAAGGAGGAUCACCAUCAUAAGCAUCACGAGGAACACAAACACGAGCACAAGGAGGACCACCAUCAUAAGCAUCACGAGGAACACAAACACGAGCACAAGGAGGAUCACCAUCAUAAACAUCAUGAACAUCACAAACAUCAUGAACACCAUCAUCACAAACACGGUCAUCAUCACAAACAAGAGCACAAACAUGGUCACGAACACAAACACGGUCACGGUCAUCACGAACACCACAAGCACCACGAGGAUCAUAAACAUCACGAGAAACACAAGCACCAUGGUCAUCAUGGUCACAAACACGGUCACAAUCAUCACAAUCACCACAAGCAUCAUCAUCACGAGGAUCAACAUCACAAACAUCACGCCGGUCAUGAACAUCAUGCAUUCGAGGAACAUCUUAUCCAAGCCAAUGGAAAUUUUGGUGAUCGUUUUCAACCCGACACUGUUUUCCCCGAGGAAAGUACAUCAAUAUGGGUCCUCGGGCUAUUAGCAGCAGCCGGUUUGGCAGCUGGACUAGAUCCAAAAGCGACAAUUCUAGAACCAGCUCAGCCUGUAAUCUUAUCAACAGAACAACCACGAACAAUAAGGCAAUUAAAAACUGAGAAACAAUUCGGUAGUCAUCAAAAAAGACAACUCGAUGACUUCAUUGGCGGUUUUGAUGACAAUUCGCCUCUGGAAUCACCAUCGCAAUCAUUACAACACUUUCGAACAUCAUGGUCAUCAUGGUCAUCACGACCAUCACGAUCAUCACGCUCACCACCAUCACAAACAUGGUCACAAACACGACAACAAACACGAUCACAAACACGGCCACCACCAUCAUCACGGACACAAACACGGUCACCAUCAUCACCACAAACAUGGUCAUCAUCACAAAGGCGACCACAAACACGGUCACCAUCACAAACACCACGACGAUCAUCACCACAAACACGACCACCAUCACCACCACAAACACGGACACCACGAGGGUCACAAACACCACCACGAUCAGCACCACAAACACGACCAUGA
Leptopilina heterotoma is the source of this 2355-nucleotide messenger RNA. RefSeq names its product sarcoplasmic reticulum histidine-rich calcium-binding protein-like. Lineage: Eukaryota; Metazoa; Arthropoda; Insecta; Hymenoptera; Figitidae. The coding region runs from base 1 to 2355 and encodes 784 amino acids. The record is from RefSeq and is a predicted model, not a curated record. The transcript has 4 exons.